AUGAAGCUGCCUCAGGUUCUCGUUAUUCUGCUGUUUGUGGUACUGGCAGAUGGUGCAAAACCCAAAAGAUGCUUUAACCAUGUAUCAGGCUACUGCAGGAAGAAAUGCAAAAUGGGGGAGAUAGCAGAGGUGGGAUGCCUGCAUGCCAGAUACUGUUGCGUCAAUACAAGGGAAAACCAAAAGCAGAAAGUCCUCCAACAGCAGCCGGUCCAACCCAAGGAGAAGUCAAACGCAAUCCAAGACUAUUUAAUCCUGCCCACCAUCACCUACUUCACCAUCACUAUCUGA
Messenger RNA from Arvicola amphibius (Eurasian water vole), 288 nucleotides. It is a transcript of the gene Defb128, whose product is annotated as defensin beta 128. Bases 1 to 288 code for a protein of 95 amino acids. The record is from RefSeq and is a predicted model, not a curated record. Gene Ontology annotation, cellular component: extracellular region. The transcript has 2 exons. Gene Ontology annotation, biological process: innate immune response. Lineage: Eukaryota; Metazoa; Chordata; Mammalia; Rodentia; Cricetidae.